This is a messenger RNA of Lichtheimia ornata, 1995 nucleotides long. RefSeq names its product acetoacetate-CoA ligase. Gene Ontology annotation, biological process: lipid metabolic process. Gene Ontology annotation, cellular component: cytosol. Lineage: Eukaryota; Fungi; Mucoromycota; Mucoromycetes; Mucorales; Lichtheimiaceae. The transcript is spliced from 6 exons. The coding region runs from base 1 to 1995 and encodes 664 amino acids. Gene Ontology annotation, molecular function: acetoacetate-CoA ligase activity. The record is from RefSeq and is a predicted model, not a curated record.
AUGACUCAAGCAGUGUUAUCGGUUGAUCCCCCAUGCCUGUGGAAGCCCUCAAACCCAGAAAAUACAGAGAUGGAACGCUUCCGUAAGCAUGUGAAUUCACGGUUUAAUCUUUCACUUGAGGAUUACCAGGCCCUUUGGCGGUGGUCUACAAGCUCGGUGUGUGAUUUUUGGUCCACGGUGUGGGAUUAUACCAAUGUGAUAUCAUCUACGCGUGCAACUCAAGUCCUUGACACCAACGUGCCUAUGGAUGAGGUUCCAGAAUGGUUCAAAGGAGCACGUCUCAACUUUGCCGAAAACUUGUUGUGGUGCCGUGACCCAGAGCGUAUCGCCAUUAAGGCCACUGGUGAAGGACAAUCAUCUGUGCGCAAUAUCAGCUAUGCUGAGUUGUAUGACCAAGUACGAUUGUGUGCAACAGCCAUGAAACAAGCAGGUGUAGGUGUGGGUGAUCGUGUGGCUGCCUAUAUUCCCAAUUGCCCUGAGGCAGUUAUUGCCAUGCUUGCUGCUACCAGCUUGGGUGCUAUUUGGAGUUCGACAUCCCCCGAUUUUGGUACCACAGGUGUGCUCGAUCGAUUUGCACAAAUCAAGCCAAAGUUGCUCAUCUCCGUCAACGGCGUUGUAUACAAUGGUAAACGCCUUGAUCAUCUUGCCAAGGUGAAACCUGUUGUGGAAGGUCUCAAGGAUUCUGUUACCAAGGUGGUGAUGAUUCCCUUUGUCAAGGAUAUGCCCUCUGAAUUGGAAGGAUCGGUUGCCUGGGAUGAUUUCUUAAAUGUCAAGGAUACCGCUCCCAAGGAGAUUGAAUUUGAACAAUUGCCAUUCAACCACCCCGCAUUCAUCUUGUUCAGCUCUGGUACCACUGGUUUGCCAAAGUGUAUUGUUCAUUCAGGAUCAGGUCUAUUGUUGCAAUUGAAGAAGGAGCAUGUCAUUCAUGGCGACAUGAAGCCUGAUGAUGUCUUUUUCUAUUACACCACCACCGGCUGGAUGAUGUGGAAUUGGCUCAUGGCUGGCCUUGCUGUUGGAUGCACCAUUGUACUAUGGGAUGGAAGUCCAUUCAAGCCUGCACCCAUCUCAUUGUGGAAAAUGGUUGAUGAUCUUGGCAUUACCCACUUUGGUACAUCAGCCAAGUAUUUGCAAGCGCUUCAAGAUGCCAAGGUUCAUCCUAAGGAUGAAUGCAAGCUAGAUACAUUGAAAGCCAUCUAUUCAACCGCUUCACCACUCAAGCCUGAAAGCUUCGAGUUUUGCUAUGAGCACAUCAAGAGCGAUAUGGUAUUGGGCAGCAUCACCGGAGGCACCGAUAUUUGCUCCUUGUUUGGAGCCCACAAUACAGCUCUACCAGUAUAUCGUGGAGAGAUCCAAUGUCUUGGUCUUGGUAUGAAGAUCGAAUCAUGGAAGGAUAGCAACACACCCGUAUUUGCGGAGUCAGGUGAUUUGGUAUGCACAGUACCCUUCCCAUGCAUGCCGGUGUAUAUGUAUGGUGACGAUGAAGCACGAUCCAAAUACAAGAACGCAUACUUUGGCAUGUAUGAUCAUGUAUGGUACCAUGGUGAUUAUGUAUGGCUCAACCCACGCACUGGUGGUGUGGUCAUGUUGGGUCGUUCGGAUGGCACUCUCAACCCAAGCGGUGUGCGCUUCGGUAGUGCUGAAAUCUAUAAUGUCGUUGACCGCUUUGAAGAUAUCGAAGACACUCUUUGCGUUGGACAAAAGAUGAAGGACCAAGAUGAUGAGCGUGUUGUCCUCUUUUGCAAAAUGAAGGAGGGCAAGGAAUUGAACGAUGACUUGAUCAAGACCAUCAAGACCAAAAUCCGUGCCGAAUUGAGUCCACGACAUGUACCAGCCUUUGUGCUACCCAUUGCUGACAUUCCUUAUACAAUCAAUGGAAAGAAGGUCGAGGUGGCUGUCAAGAAGAUAAUAUCCGGACAAAAGGUGACUCCCACUGGCACAUUGGCCAACCCAGAGUCACUUGAGCUUUACUAUGAUAUUCCUGCGCUGGUCCAGUAA